Molecule: messenger RNA, 5718 nt
Organism: Sceloporus undulatus (fence lizard)
Lineage: Eukaryota; Metazoa; Chordata; Lepidosauria; Squamata; Phrynosomatidae
Gene: PLEKHG5
Product: pleckstrin homology and RhoGEF domain containing G5
Exons: 21
Coding region: 238-3519 (1093 amino acids)
Biological process (GO): Rho protein signal transduction; endothelial cell migration
Cellular component (GO): endocytic vesicle; plasma membrane; axon
Molecular function (GO): guanyl-nucleotide exchange factor activity
Source: RefSeq, a predicted model, not a curated record
UCUGGAGCCUGAACAUGGCUUUGUCUGGCUGAGUCUGGCUUGACAGAAAGAGGAGGAAGAGGAGGCAAGGAUGCUCCCAGCCGGGGAUGAUGGAGCUCCAAGGGGUCUUUCUCCCAGUGAAGGCAACCUCUGGGACCCUUGGCCUGCCUUGGCCAAGCCACCUGGGACUUAGAGGAGGGCUUGUAGAGAGCCAGCCCCGGCACCAUCACAGUCACAGCGGCCACCUGGGAUGUGAGCAUGAGGCAGCGGCUGGGCAAUCUCAAAGCCUUCGGGGAGGGAAGGGGAGGCCACAGCAAACCGUUGGUAUGCCACCACGUCGAGUGCCAGCAGCUGAACAACGCAGCCCCUUUGCACUUGUGUGAGGCGUGCGACGGACGCUUCCACAGCGCCAUGCACUUUGAUCGCCACAUCCGCUUCGACCUUCCUCCGCAAGGUUCAAUCCUGGCACGAAAUGUCUCCACUCGGUCGUGUCCGCCACGGACCAGCCCUGCCUCAGACAUGGAUGAGGAGGAGGAAGGUCUGAUCGAUGGAAAAGGGGACAGGAAAAGCUCAGCGCUGAAGCUUCCCAAGAAGAAAGCCAGGAGGAGACACACCGAUGAUCCCAGCAAGGAAUGCUUCACCUUGAAGUUUGAUUUUAACAUGGACGUUGAGACAGAGAUCGUGCCGGCCAUGAAGAAGAAGUCCCUGGGUGAAGUGCUGCUCCCAGUGUUUGAGAGGAAAGGCAUUGACUUGGCCAAAGUGGACAUUUACUUGGACCAGUCCAACACCCCGCUUUCGCUCAACUUUGAGGCGUACCGCUUUGGGGGACACUACCUGAGGGUCAAAGCCAAACCAGGGGAUGAGCUGAAAGUGGAGCAGGCCAUGAAGGACUUCAGGUCGCUCAGCCUGCCCAUCCUGCGGCCCCCGGGCAUCGGACCCCCGUCCUUCCCCUGCACCCCUUCUCUGGACCGGCUGGAACAGGUCUCCUUCCGGAGGGAGAAUACCGACAUCCUGGUGCCUGGAAGGCAAAGGAAGAACAUGAAUGAGUUUCUGGGUGACUCCAACAUCCCCAGCCAGGACUCUCCAUCCUUGCAUCCUGUCAACCUUUCCUUGGCUAGCAAUGGUGUCGACACCUGGAAGAAUCGGGCAGCCAGCCGCUUCAGCGGGUUCUUUGGGUCGGGAAACAGUGCCGGACCCUUUGCCCGGGAGAUGGACAAGAUGGAGCAACUGGAGAGCAAACUGCACAGCUACAGCCUCUUUGGCCUCCCCAAGUUUCCACAGCAGCUGCACUUUGACCAGGAUUCCUGGGAGGAAGAAGAGGAUGAUGAUGCCAACCUCUGCCUGGAAGACAGCUGGCAGGAGAUCAUCGAAGGCACAGAGACUUUGACGCGUCGGCAAUGCCACCAACAAGAGGCAAUCUGGGAGCUUUUGCACACGGAGGCAUCCUACAUCAAGAAGCUGAAAGUCAUUACAGAUCUCUUCUUGUGCUGCCUUUUGAACUUGCAGGAAUCGGGGCUCCUGUGUGAGGUGGAAUCCGAGCGCCUUUUCAGCAACAUCCAGGAGAUCAUCCAGCUCCAUCGAGUGCUUUGGAGGAGCGUCAUGGCCCCCAUUUUGGACAAAAUCCGAGCCACACGGACCUUGCUGGAUCCCACCGACUUCUUCAAGGGCUUCAAGAUGUUCGGCUCCCACUUCAAGCCGUACAUCCGCUACUGCAUGGAGGAAGAAGGGUGCAUGGAGUACAUGCGGAAUCUGCUUCGGGACAACGACCUCUUCCGCGUCUACGUCACGCUUCCCUUGCAGUGGGCAGAGAAACAUAAGCAGUGCAACCGGCUGAAGCUGAGCGACAUGUUGGUGAAGCCCCACCAGCGCCUCACCAAGUACCCGCUGCUGCUCAAGUCGGUGCUGAAAAAGACGGAGGAGCCGCACACCCGGGAGACUAUCGUUACAAUGAUCAACUCGGUGGAGCGUUUCAUCAACCACGUAAACUCCCGGAUGCGCCAAUGCCAGGAGCAGCAGCGCCUGGCCACCAUCGUCAGCCGGAUUGAUGCCUAUGAGGUGGUGGAGGGCAGCACCGACGAAGUGGACAAGAUCCUGAAGGAGUUCCUGCAGCUGGACCUAACGGCCCCGAUCCCGGGAACCUCCACAGAGGAGACGCGGCAGCUUCUGCUGGAAGGGAGCCUCAAGAUGAAGGAAGGGAAGGACAGCAAGAUGGACGUCUACUGCUUCCUCUUCACCGACCUCUUCCUCAUCACCAAACCCGUGAAGAAGGCCGAGAGGACCAAGGUGAUCCGGCAGCCGCUCCUGGUGGACAAGGUGGUCUGCCGUGCCCUCAAGGACCCCGGUUCUUUUCUGCUGAUUUAUCUCAAUGAAUUUCGGAGUGCUGUGGGCGCCUACACCUUCCAGGCCAGCGGGCAGUUGCUGUGCCGGAGCUGGGUGGACGCUCUCUGCAAUGCCCAGAAUAAGCUACAGCAUUUGCGACUGAAGGCCCACCAGUGCAACCAACAGUUGCAGAGCCUGGAGGAAGAGGAAGAGGAAGAGGAGGAAGGAGAGGAAGAGGAAGGAGAGGAAGACGAGGAAGAGGAUGCCGAGAGCGGGGUUUCUGGGGCCAGCUCCCCCACCAUCCUUCGCAAGAGCACCAACAGUUUGGACUCCCAGCAGUGCCUCUCCGAUGGCUCCACUGAGACCAUCUCCGUCAUGGUGGUGGACGCCGGCGAGGUACCUCCUUCACCCGACUCAGAGGUCGGCCCCUUCAGCUCACAAUCAGACGAGGCCUCCAUCAGCACCACUGCCUCGUCCACGACGCCAACCCUAGAGGUAGGUGAGUCCCUGCCAGUGGUAGCCACUGACCACGGCCUGAAACCAGAGUCUGGCACCUGCCGCUCGUCUUCCAUCGACAGCGCCUACGGGACUCUUUCGCCCACCUCCAUAGAGGAGUUUGCCGAACAGCAGCAACGCCGGCAGCAGCUGGAGACGGUUGCUUCCAUGGAAGAGGAGGAUGCUCACACCUCCCCCUGCCACCGCACCAGCUCCCCAAAACUGCGCAGGCAAACCCCCGUCCAGCUCCUCCCAGUCAAGACUAAGGUGCUGAAGUCCAAAUCGGAGGCCAACCUCUUGCAACUGCUCCCAGGCUCCUUGCAACUCGCCCAGAGCAAAAGCCUAUCUGAACUCUGCCCAGCCAUCUUCCUCCUGGGCUGCCCCCGGACUAACGGGUCGCAAAGCCCAUUGGUCUGCCCCACUGGCCCCUUCAACAGCAGCAGCAGCAACAGCAGUGCCUCAGAGUUGUCGGAGGCCGAGGAGCCCUCCUUGCCCAGACUUGGCUACGUUUCUCUGGAGGCCUCGCAGGACAGCAUCUCCGAAGGGCUGUCGCGUCCCCCCAGCUGGCCGCCAGGAGAGGGUCACCAAGGGGAAGGGCCCCCCGCUGCCCGCCGGACUCUUUCAGACCCGCAGGCCAUCCAGCACCGCAAGCUGACCCUGGCCCAGCUCUACCGCAUCCGCACAACUUUGCUGCUGAACUCCACGCUCACCGCCUCGGAGGUAUGAGAUGGUCAGGAGGAGUGCAAGAAGAACAAGAGCGACGCCACUUCUAGAGCCAGGAGUCCCACGUACUUUUUUUGAAUUGUAUAACCCUUGGGUCCUGGGCACACUUUUCCUCACCAUGGGUGCAGAUGCUGCUCUUCCACUGGCAUAGCGGGUGGAUUUGAGGUACCAUCUCAGGAGCACCAGAGGAUUUGGGGAGGGAGGGGAAGGUGGUUGACUGCUGUGACCGUCAAUGCCGGCAGAGCGUAUGUUUAUGUGUGUGCAACUGGGAAGGCAUCCAACUUUCAUGCCCUUGCAGCGAUCAUGUGCAUCUGGGCAUGCUCUUGAGUGAUCAAAGGGCAGAGGAGGUGUGCACUGCAAAGGAGAACACAAGGAUUUCUAGACGUCCAUCUAUGUGUUUGCACCGAACAGGAACUUUGGAUGCUUCAUCCAGAUUUGGAGACAGAUGGACUCUGGGAUAAGGACAUCUGGUGUGUAUAUAUGUGUGUGUGUUGUGGUGUAUGUGAGGGGGUUGUCUUCCCAAAACAGCACCCUGUGGAGUAAUAUCUCCUAUGGUGGCCAGGCAACUGGGUGUGAAUGGGCUGCUUGCAAGUCAUUCAAGUCACUUGUGCAAGUCACCCGACUGCCAUCCACCUCCACAGAUGCACACAGAUCUUCCAGAAUUUUCUCUUGUGCAAUGGUCAGAUGGCUCUGUUACCCACAUGGCUUCUUCCAUCAAUGGCUACCCCAUGUUGCCUUAUGAUCAGCCCCUGGGAACAUUUUUAUAACAUGUGGAGAAUGGGAGCAAAUUUGUGGGAAAGAAGAUGUGUGCUCUUCAAAAUUAUGUCCACGUUUCACACCGGCUACAAUCGGCUCUUCCGACCCUUGCAAGGUAGACCUACACAACCGCACCAUGGGGCCGUUGUUGGGGCUGUUGACCAUGCAGCAUGUUAAGCAUAAGGUCUGGUGGAGUGUGCAACUUUCAGCUUCGAUGGUCUCAGCUGUCAACUUGUGAUCAUCAUUUUUUGCAUGAACAAACUUAGUUCUACCCCAUGGGUUCACUUCUGCUCCAGAUCCAGUUAUGCAAAAAAAUAAUUUGUUAAAAAAGGACCUCGCUCGUCUAAUUGGGAACUCCAUUGGGCUUUUUGCUCAGGCGGAGAGAUGCGCAAACCACUAGCGUUUCUCCUGGAAGGGACCCUUUUGCAAAAAGAGAGAUGGCCCAGUUUGAGACCAGAUCCCACCAUGCUCUUUGUACUGGGAGGGAGAGGACUCCAUCCUGGCUAAGCUGACAAAGACCGAACAAGGAUGUUGGGAAAGGAAAGUGUGGAAGCCAAGAGUUCUUGUAAGUGGACAGGAAGAAGGAGGAGACUCGGGGUUGGAAAACAUGGGCUUUGGGGUGGCAAGGAGGAUGGAAAUCAAGACUAGGUGGAAAGGUGAGUCAGGGCCACCAGGAUGCCAAUUUCUGGAUGAGCCAGGAAAACAAAAUGGAGACAUGGUCCCAGCCAUCCCUUGGCAUUUCUGGGUGAAGUCAUUGAAGUGGGCAGAGCUUGGAGAGAUUACAUGUUUGGACUAUGGCUCCCAGAAUCCCCACAAAGCAACCUGGGGAGCUGUAGUCCGAAGAAGUAACUUUUCAGGCUCUGUAAUUGGAUCCGCUGAUCGGAAAGGGGAGCCUGCUUUCCCUUCUGUUCUGUGAAAUGGUGGGAAAUGCCAAGAAGUGAAGCUCAGCAUUGGGCUGGUGGCAAAUGGAAGGAAGGAAGGAAGGAAGGAAGGAGGCAUCUGAUACCUUCAUUACUUCCAGCUUUGUGGCAAUAACUGAUGAGCCAACCCAAACAAACACCACGUUUCCCUUCCAAAACUAGAGAAAAGUUGGAUUUGCAGGGUUUGUUUAUUAAACGAGAAAGGGAUCAAUUGGCACAGAAGGUUUUCCGAUGGCGAAGGGGGUGUUGCAAUAGGGAGGGGAAGGAAGAUUCAUAAAUUGUCCCUGCUCCCAGUUUAUUUGUUGCAAAAGGUGUGGCCCACAGGUGUCACUUGUGUGUGCGUGCGUGUGUGCGUUUUAAAAUGUUGCGUAUUUAUUAAGCUUAACCCUGCCCUCGGUACCCGAGACCCACCUGCCGAAAACUGUUUAUCUGUACUAUUCUCUCACUGGGGAGGUGAUGAUGGACACUUUGCCCCUGUUCAUUUUACGUCACAUUGUGUAUUUGAUGCUCCUGUGCCCCCCCCCCC